AUGGAGUCCUGCUCUAACAAAACACUUGACAAAAUUGUUAAAGAGAAUUUAAAUUUAGAACAAUUGAAAGAAUUCAACAGAAUUUACUACGGAAGGGAAGAUCAUUGUGAAAUAAAAUUAAAACAAGCUAGUUUAACAGCUAGUGAAAAGUAUAACCUCGAAGUUGCUGCAUAUACAUUUUCAGCAUUAAAUGAAGAGGUUAGAAAACCAAGAAUAAUAAAAUUAGGGUUAGUACAGCAUUCGAUUGUUUUAUCUACUAGUGAAUCAAUACUAGACCAAAGGAAAUCUAUUUUUAAUAAAGUCGAAAAUAUAAUAACCGUUGCAGCGUCUGAAGGUGUGCAAAUAUUAUGCUUGCAAGAAACAUGGUCAAUGCCGUUUUUCCUUUGCACAGGAGAGAAGGAUCGAUGGUCGGAUUUUGCGGAGUCAGCUGAAAAUGGCGCCAGUACGGAAUUUCUUAAGCAAUUAGCAAAAAAGCAUUCGAUGGUUAUCAUCUCUCCCAUUCUGGAAAAAGAUAAUAGUUGUGUUUGGUGGAACACAGCAGUAGUUAUUGAUGAGAAAGGAAAUUAUAUGGGGAAACAUCGCAAAAACCAUCUGCCCAGUGUAGGAAGUUUCAGUGAAACAGCAUAUUAUGCCACCGGUAAUACUGGCCACCCAGUGUUUGACACAAAAUACGGAAAGAUCGCCAUUAACAUUUGUUAUGGACGCCAUCAUGCUUUAAACUGGCUCAUGUUUGCUUUAAAUGGGGCAGAAAUUGUUUUUAAUCCAUCUGCUACGAUUUCCGAAUUUGGUGAAUCGUUUUGGGGCAUUGAAGCUCGAACAGCGGCCGUCGCUAACGGUUAUUUUACUUGCAGCAUCAAUAGAGUUGGCACUGAAAAUUUCGAGAAAAAGGACGGUAAAAAAGUAUUACGGCGUUAUUAUGGGUCGAGUUACGUGACAGCUCCUAAUGGAUGCAGAACGCCUGGACUAUCUAAAGUCAAAGAUGGCCUUCUUAUCGCUGAAGUAGACCUAAAUUUAUGUCGGCAGGUGAAAGACCAUUGGGGAUUUCAAAUGACUGCACGCUUAGAAAUGUAUGCAAGAGAAUUAAAUAAUAUGCAAUAA
Molecule: messenger RNA, 1098 nt
Organism: Parnassius mnemosyne (clouded apollo)
Lineage: Eukaryota; Metazoa; Arthropoda; Insecta; Lepidoptera; Papilionidae
Source: the annotation of a GenBank genome assembly